This is a messenger RNA of Acanthopagrus latus (yellowfin seabream), 3140 nucleotides long. RefSeq names its product serum response factor b (gene srfb). The coding region runs from base 403 to 2166 and encodes 587 amino acids. Gene Ontology annotation, molecular function: protein dimerization activity; DNA-binding transcription factor activity, RNA polymerase II-specific; RNA polymerase II cis-regulatory region sequence-specific DNA binding. The record is from RefSeq and is a predicted model, not a curated record. Gene Ontology annotation, biological process: positive regulation of transcription by RNA polymerase II. Lineage: Eukaryota; Metazoa; Chordata; Actinopteri; Spariformes; Sparidae. The transcript is spliced from 8 exons.
UGGGGAGAUAAAUACCGCGUUAAAGAUGGAGUUAAGCUGAGAUCACGAGCGCCAGCAGGCCGAUGCUCGCUCUCCUAUCGGCUCACGAGGCGGACUACGUGACGUGGCGGAGCGGCAUGGAGGGCGCUCUUCGCGUUUUCCUUUUUGAGAAAGCGCUCGGAGUUUUGGAGAUAGAGGAGGAGGGCACACCAAACUGAGCCGGGGUUGAAGGGUCUCGGGGGCAGCAUCACUUUACAAAGUUUGUCUCGGUUAUUUCCUGGCUUCUCCAAACCUCCAAGCGGCCCGGUCUGUUUACAUUUUGUGGCCCGGCCGUGUGCGCGUGUUUAUCGGUCGCUUACGAGACACCGCGGCGACACUCCAGCUCGUUUGGCUGGUGUUCAGAGACUCGGUCCAGUAAAUAGAAUGUUACCGAGCCGGGUCGGGUCGGCACCAUCUGGAAACGGGUCAGCUUCAGGCAGAGGUACCGCGGGACACGGUUCGGGGGUUCUCGGUGGCGGGAUACGUCCCGUUUUGAUCAGAGCAGGGCAAGCUUUACCGGGGGUCAGCGAGAGCGCCGGAGCCGCCGGGCGACAGGGGGAGAGAGACGCCGUCGGGAUGCUGGGGGCUAACGGUCCAGGUGGUCCGAGAGGGGCAAGACCGGGGAACGGGGCCGGCGUGGCUCUACAGACCGCCGUCCAGGGCAACAUGGUGGGGUUAAACACCCAGGUCGUGUUGGCUCACGGAACCAGGUUCGACCCGGACAGGGAGCCCGCUCCCAUGUGCAGCGGCUCAGAUAACGACUCGGACUCGGGGGAUGACGACGACCCAGUGGGUUCACUCGGGGACAGCAGGAGAGGGGUGAAGCGGGAGAGGGAGAUGGAAGCCGCGGUGACGGGGCAGGAGGUGGGAGUCGCUGCCGGAGGCUACGGCAUGGUUCCCGGAGGGGUCGCCGGGGCAAAGCCGGGGAAGAAGACACGUGGGCGCGUCAAGAUAAAGAUGGAAUUUAUUGACAACAAGUUGAGACGUUACACCACUUUCAGCAAGAGGAAGACGGGUAUCAUGAAGAAGGCCUAUGAACUCUCUACCCUGACAGGAACCCAGGUCCUGCUGCUUGUGGCCAGUGAAACGGGCCACGUCUACACUUUCGCCACCCGCAAACUCCAACCCAUGAUCACAAGUGAAACAGGCAAAGCCCUGAUCCAAACAUGCCUCAACUCACCGGACUCACCGCCGCGCUCGGAUCCCUCUAUGGACCAGCGCAUGAGUGCCACAGGCUUCGAGGAGACGGACCUCACCUACCAGGUGUCUGAGUCAGAGAGUAUGGGUGACACAAAGGAUACACUGAAGCCGACGUUCACGGUAGCCGGCCUACCAGGCACUACCAGCAGCGCCCAGUCCACGGUACCCACCACCUCCACCACCAUGCAGGUGAGCAGCGGACCUUCGUUUCCCAUCACCAACUACCUGGCGCCCGUCUCGGCCGGCGGCAACGUCAGCGCCAACGGCACCGUCCUCAAGACCGCCGGCGGCUCCACAGGGGUCAUGCAGCUGCCCAGCGGCUUCACCUUCAUGCCUGCAGGCACUCCUCUCCCCCCCGGCACCCCCACCAUUCCUCUGAGCCAGCUGCAGCAGCACUCCCUGGCCCUCCAGGGGCAGCAUGGUCAGGCCCUGGCCGCCGCCCCACAGCCUCAGCAGGGACAGCAGGCUGUCUUCCGCUUCCCUGCUGCUGUCUCUCUCACAGGAGCGGGGGUUCCCCAGCAGCUCCAGGCUAUCCAGGUCCACCCCAACACCCAGUCCACCUCCAACAGUGACAGCAGCCCAGAGAUCUCCCACACCUCCACAAACUCUACUGCAACGGUGAGUCUCCCAGCAACCAUUGUCACCUCGUCAGUGCCAACAUCUGUGGCGGGUCACAUGAUGUACCCCAGCCCCCACACAGUGAUGUACGCCUCCACGCCGUCCCUGGACGGGGGGCUAGCUGUGCUCAACGCCUUCUCCCAGGGCACCUCGGCCAUGCAGGUGUCCCACGCACAGGGCCAAGACACGGGUGCAGUCCCUCAGGUGUUCCUCACAGCACCACCAGGCACGGUGCAGAUCCCUGUCUCAGCGGUGCAGCUACACCCAGUACGGCAAGAUCUGCAUUUUACAAAUGGUGAUUGGCCAGCAGUCGAGCGGCAGCAGCAGUAACCUGACGGAGCUCCAGGUGGUGAACCUGGACGCAGCACAGAACUCGAAGAACGACUGACAGACGGCUGGAGCUGUGUAACGCGGCAGACCCAGGGACACGGACGGACAGACAAGACUGACCGACAUCUCUAUUUAUUGAUGCCUUCCUACAGAGUUUCACAUCACACUUCUGAAUGUGACUUUAAAGUACAUAUAUACACACAAUCAAGGGCAUAAGUGUGGCUGACCCUUAUACAGUAUACAGUAUGUUUUGGUAUAUAAAUAUAUAUAAAUAUAUAUAUAUUCGCAGAUGCAUAGGAAAUAUAUCACUACAUCCAUCAUGGGAAGCUAUUUUCUAUGCUGUUAGAUGGUGUUAUUUUUUUUUGUGUGUGUGUGUGCGUGUUUUUUUUUUUCUUCCGAAAAUGUGUUAUUACCUUCUCACACACACACAGAAAGGUGCCACAGCUUCACACCAGCCAAAGAGACAUUUGUUUGUCUGAAUGUUCCAGUGUGAGCAACUUGUGCAAAAGCGUGUGUGUGCGUGCAUAUCUGGGGUUUGUAAAUGGGUGGGGAGACACUUAUUGACUUUAAAAAAAGGAAAAGGAAAAAAAGAAGACAUUUGGAAAUGUACAUAUUUUUUUUUUCUAAAUUGACGACUUGUAUUUUUAGCCUGGUUUAGUUUGUGCAACGGCAUGUAGUUGUUUUUUACGUAGUGGUUUUGUAUGUACAUGAAAAUGAUUUGCAUAAAAGAUUUACAUGUCUAUGUAAAUUAAUUUAAUAUACCAUCAUCUGUUGAUAUACUGUCAUGCUGUUGGGAGUUUUCACUACAAGAUGGAGAAAGAACGCUGGAUGUUUUUCUACAUAUUUCUUGAUUGUGACAUGGAUCGAGCAGCUGGGUCACCACAUGUAAAACAGAUGAUGUUUAUGUUUUACUGUUCACAUAUUCUUAUGUUGGUGAAACAGCUGAUGUUCUGAUCAUUUGGUUUCAUCUUCAG